Molecule: messenger RNA, 1153 nt
Organism: Desarmillaria tabescens
Lineage: Eukaryota; Fungi; Basidiomycota; Agaricomycetes; Agaricales; Physalacriaceae
Product: DUF396-domain-containing protein
Exons: 7
Coding region: 78-971 (297 amino acids)
Biological process (GO): endoplasmic reticulum to Golgi vesicle-mediated transport
Cellular component (GO): COPII-coated ER to Golgi transport vesicle; endoplasmic reticulum membrane; Golgi membrane
Molecular function (GO): COPII receptor activity
Source: RefSeq, a predicted model, not a curated record
CAUGAACUCCACGUUACGACUCCUCAACGAAUCUUCAUAGCGAAUCAUCGCCCAAUCUUAUCAUUUAGGCGCGCAUCAUGGGUCUUCUGCACUAUAUCAGUUAUGCGGCAGUUCUGGCUUCAUUUGCUUUUGUUAUACUAGCGCUUGCCAGCGGCCUGCUGUACAUAUCCGAAUUAAUCGAAGAACACUCCCGUCUAGCCAAAACUAUCGGUCAGCGGGGAAUAUACGCCAUAAUAUGUCUGCAUGUCGUACUAUGCAUCUCGGAUUCACUCCCCAUCACGCUGACGGCGUUUUCCAUCAUUUGCCACGUUGUGUAUCUGCAAAACUUUUCAAAAACCUGGCCGCUUAUCUCCCUUUCAUCGCCGUCCUUCAUAUCCUCCUGCGUUCUGGUCAUUGUCGACCACUUCCUCUGGUUCUUUCACUUCUCCAAAGUCACUGCAGACUACCAGAAUCAUCUGAGAACGUAUCGCGGUGGCCCAACGCCCAUUUCCUAUGGUUUCAAGGAUAUAGCCACGUUCUUUGGAAUAUGCGUCUGGCUAAUGCCCUUGUUCUUAUUCCUAAGCCUCAGCGCAAAUGAUAACGCACUGCCCACAUCAAGCGAUAUCAGUUCUCCCACAACAAGUCACGCAGUUCCACAACAACGAAUGUCUCUUUUCCGUUCCAUAUUUUCCAUGCUAUCCAAACCCCGGAAGGAUGAAGGGAUCAUUGCUCCCCGUCCUCGCUCCCCUUAUCCAGCCCAGUCCCCUACGUUCCCGCCACCUUCUCCGCGUGUCUCUGCAUAUAGCACUCUGUCACCACCACGAUCUCCAGGACGAACUUCACUUGAUGUAGAUGGUAGCAUCCCGUCGUCGCGUUUCAGAUUGGGCACACCACCACAGAGGCGCUCUACCACCGGAGAUAAUGUAGGCUUGGGGAUGAGAAAACCCUCAACUUCGUCGAGGGGAGAUAUAAAUGGACUACACCAGGAUUGAAAGUGUUGUCUAUAUAUGUCCAUUAUUCAGUUCGGGAUGUUUCUUCUUAAUACAUAAUUACGCUCGCAUUCCACCCUGCUAAAAUCAACAUGAGCAAGCUGUUGCAUGCGUUCAGACCGCAAUCUGUUGGAGCUAUGAAGUGAAUAAUCAGGCUACAAUAGAGGUGCCGUGCCCAACUACGU